AUGGAGUUGAAACUCAGAAGGAAAAACACUUGUUCAUCUGCAGUUUUGCUGAUCCUCUGCACUAUAUUGUUAUUGGUCACUACUGGCUUUGGUUCUGCGGAUGAAGGAGAGCAGCAGUAUAAGGUGGAGGGAAGCAGAAAUGAUGAUGCACCAGAAAAACCAUCUUUGUGGAAGAUGACCAGAAAUGCUUUUCCUCCGUACACAUCUUCACCUUUGGGGAUCCGAAGCUACUUGGAGAAGGCCAAAGCGCUUUUGAACCGAGGGCAAGCCUACAUCUUCCCUCCCAGUUUAGAGGGGAGUGGUAAUAAUAUUUAUUUUGGAGAGGAGGCUGGGAGCAGAGGAGGAGGAGGAGGAGCUGGAGAGAAGGUGAGAGAGGCUGUGGGGAAUAGUUUUGGGAAGAGCAAAGAGACGGUGGACUCCUCGGCUAAAACAGCAGCCAAAUUAGUUGGGGAAACAGUGCAGAAGACGAAGGAGAAAGUGAAGAGGAGCUUUUCUGACAGAGAAAGUAGAGAACCUGAAUCUGAGCUCUAG
Messenger RNA from Prunus armeniaca (apricot), 531 nucleotides. The record is from the annotation of a GenBank genome assembly. Lineage: Eukaryota; Viridiplantae; Streptophyta; Magnoliopsida; Rosales; Rosaceae.